AACAAACCUUUUUUUAUACACCUCAGUCAUGGGACAAGCCCUUAAAACACUAGGAAAUGAUGAUACAAAGGGUAGAGAGAUUGGGCCAAUAAUCAGUGAAUGCUAUGACAAAUACUUUGUGGACACCGUGAAUUGGAACAUUGCUGAUUUCUGUCACGCCAUCUGCCAAACUGUCGAAGACAUAAACUCAAGCAUAGGCAGUACACAGAUUCGGAUGCCCACAACUGAGACCCUUAAGCAAGCAUAUACGAAACACCACAAGGAAGAAGGGAAGAAAUUGAGCAAAGAAGAGUUUGAGAAGAUUCUGCAAGAAAUAAUAAUGGACACAGGCGUGACGGGGAUAGGAGCAAAAGACAUACUUUUCUACCUAUUCGGAGUUCCGGUCACAGCAUUGUUGUUCAAGCAGAGACUCCUCCCAAAUGCCAUCCCCAACGAAGUGUUCAUCCCCGCCAUCACUUCCGCCACUGUUUUCCUUCUCGCCAAACUCAACAAGAUCUAAUUUAAUUCUAUGUAGCAGCACACAUUGGCGGAGGGGAGACCGGUAUAUCCCUAUGUACCACAAGGAAUACAUAAAUCCAGAACGCACGCUAAUGCAAGAAAAGUGUGUGAAAAGCGUCACAUUAUAUGUCUUUUUUAUUCGAAAUGAAAAAAUAAACGGUGUUAGUAAAGAUUCCGAAACAUAAAAUUUCAUAAGCACAUGAAGAGUGGUAAAUAUGUUUAAAUAUUGUGAAGGUACGUUGAAUGUUUGUUAAUGUAUAUAGGGGUACGUGGUGGACAUAAGAUUUGGGUAACAAAGACAACCAAAAGUGCAAAGAUUGUUAUAUGUGCGUGGGUUGAAGACGAUAUAUGGCAAGAGUAGGCUAGGGAAGCAAGAGACUACAAGUUUAUUGAAAAUAAUGUUGUGUAGGUAGACCGUCAUGUGAAGCGAACUAGCCCAAUGUUUAGGGGGAAUGAGUCAUUAUAUUAGGGCAUGGGUUUAUCAUUGAUUUGAAGUAUCAUUCUUUCAGCUUUACCGAUUUUGGGAGAUGUUUAGGUGGGACGAAAACCGG
Messenger RNA from Cuscuta europaea, 1049 nucleotides. NCBI's taxonomy places the organism in Eukaryota, Viridiplantae, Streptophyta, Magnoliopsida, Solanales, Convolvulaceae. The record is from the annotation of a GenBank genome assembly.